Molecule: messenger RNA, 2146 nt
Organism: Sesamum indicum (sesame)
Lineage: Eukaryota; Viridiplantae; Streptophyta; Magnoliopsida; Lamiales; Pedaliaceae
Product: nucleoporin-like protein
Biological process (GO): nuclear membrane organization
Cellular component (GO): nuclear envelope
Source: RefSeq, a predicted model, not a curated record
AAGAGCGACUGACGAGUAUGAUGAUCGACGAGUAGAAAGCGUCGGCCGCCAUAAACACAAUACAAAAUUCUCUGUAUUUCAUGCUAAAUUUGGAGGCAAAACUAUGAAUAAGUCCGAUGUCAAUUUUAGCAUGAACAAUCAGUCUCCAAUGUCCAGAUCUGCUGAAGGAAACGGCGUCAUUCGUUAUGAUUCCGAUUUUUCUAGAAUCGAGGAGUUGAUUAAAGGAAGCACUUUUUCCAGGGAAGAAAUCUGCCAUUUGAUUGAGGUAUUAAAGUCUAGGGUGGACAAUGAUGGGGAGAAGCAGAAAUCAAGCAUUGAUGCUGGAGGGGAUACUGAACUUGUUUCAUGGAGGCAUGAAACCCGAAGAACACCACCUGAAGAAAAACAGCAAGAUAUUGAUGGAACCAUGAUUGGUGCUUUUCGUGAAAUGUCAGAUGUUCCAGUUGGAGUUAGUGCUUCCCCAAUUGAUAUUGCUCGUGCAUAUAUGGCUGGUCGUACUUCUGAAGGUGGCUAUGACCUCUAUAAUUUUACGUCAAAAGGGGAAAGAGCUAAACCAAUCAAUGAAUUUGCAAGAAAGCCACUUUUGCCAUCACCUUCGCCCAAGCCAUCCAUAUGUUGGCCUGGUGCCAUGGUGCAUGAUCGUCAUGGUUAUACAACACCACAGAAUCAGAGGAUGAGGCAUAGGCUUCAUGAUUUUCCAAGAACCCCCUAUUCAAGAACAAUAUUAUCGAAGUCCUCAACCAAGUUGCAAGCUGACAGCGGAUAUCCAAACACAUCAACUUCCUUCCAACAAUCCCUGACAUCCAUUUAUGGGCCGGUAAACUCGAGGGAUGACACAAAUGAUGGCUAUGGAUCUGUGGGUCCUAUUCGUCGUAUUAGGAAUAAAUUUGCUUCAGAAGUCCGUCCAAGGGGAUCUAUUUUCUUGAGUUCAUCUAAAGACAUUCCUUCAAAAACUGCAACACCCAAAGUUCUUGGAGGCUUCUUGCCUAGUACAGAGAAGAAUCUGGAACCUGGCGAAACAAGUGGCGCCUCAAAGCAAUGGUCAGGAGACGAUGUAUCAGGUUCCUCUGAUAAGGCUAUUUCAAAUCCAAUAUCGUCUAGUCAGGCAGUCAGGAAAAUACUGGAACACCUUGAUAGAAACAAGCCCACCCCUAAAGAAAAAGAAGCUGAAUUGAAGUUGGCGACUUCAUGGAGAAGAUCUUCGCCUUCUGUGACUAGUGAUACAACUCGCGAGGAAAAUAUCAGCUCUGUGCGUGUAGGAGAGCAUGCUUCUCUCAAGCAUACUGAUAUAGCUGCCCCAAACUUUCCUGUGGAACUGAAAAAAAGUAGCAGCAAUUCCAAUAUUUUAAUCAGUAUCCAUGGGAAAGGCGUGGAUGAGGCAAAAGAUGCAGUUAAUGCAAAUGCUAAAGCAUCCAGUACUUCUGGCUCUAGUAUCUUACCUGCUGCAAAUUCGAUUCCAUCUUUUGGUAUUAAGAGAACUAAUCCGGUGAUCAAAAGUUCGAAUGAGAAUGCUUUUGCCACCAGUAAUCGUGGACAGACCGAGACUAGUUUGCUGUUUUCUCAUCCUCAUCUGAGUAACGGACAGGAUGCAAAGACAGCAGACACUGCAGCUGCUUCUGAGCUUUCAAAAAAUCAUGGAACCAAACACUCAUUGCCAUCAAUUUCUAUCAACAAGCCUGAUUUUCGUGCAAUUCCCUUUGACAAUGGCCCAGGGUUCACUUUUCCUGUUUCUGCUUCCUCGGGUGUUCUGUCAGAACCGCCAACUCCAUCUAUCACACCAUCAUCUUCAGCAGGUACUCUAUCGCAGCCUAUCGGUGCACCUGUUAUUCCUUCCUACAGUUUUGGCACCAAGAACUCAAUGCCACGACUUGUUUUCUCGUUUCCAUCUACCAGCACUGCCUCAACCAGUAAUCAUUCUGAUCUUAAAUUCAGUUUCGGAUCAGAGAAGAACACUAGGCUAUCUUUUAGUAACCUUGGCACAGAUGCCAUCUGCUAUUAACUAGGCUGGUUUUCCGUUUAGAUAUUAACUAAUCCUUUUGUAUGUUUCUGGGCUUAAUUGAUUUAGUUCUCCUAUUUUCUUUAUAAAGGAUGAGUGGAUUGGAUAACGCCUAGCUUUUUUUUUGAUAUAAUGAAAUGGUUUCGCUCA